ACUUGGCUGGUUUUCAAGUACUCACAGAGCAGUGCUUCCAGCAGCCUCGGGUCCCAACUAUCCGAUUUCGGUUUUAUGCUAAGGCAGGGGUCGGAACGGGUUACCCAACUGCGGAUCCUGGGGCGGGACCACCCUCACAAAGUCUGAGGGUGACCUAGGUGACCCCGAGUGCCCCCGCCUCGCUAGCUCGCUGCAACACCUGCCCGCGCAGUGCGCGGAACCUCGCGCGCAGGCGAUGGCCAGCCCUGCUCCCUUAGUGGCCUCCAUCAGCCACCAAAUGGUGGCUCUGCAGACUCUGCAGCUCGUGCAGCAGGAGUGGGGUUGGGGGGAUGGUCCGGGGACCCCAGGGAGCCUCUGCGAUCCGGACCCCUUGUCUGCCGUCCCUGCGCGUUGCCCAGGCCCUCGGCGCCUCCGGCCAGGACCCGGGCGCGAGGAGGGAGGCGGGUUACGGGGCAGCAAGAAUGCGGGAUCUGGAGCGCCGGCGAGCUCCCCCGAGGUGGAGGUGCGAGGCGCCGAGGGGGGCGCGGAGCUGCUGCCCUUUCACCGCAGCCGGGGACCCUGUACCCUCGCCCGGAUGGCGAUGCGCAGCGCUCUGGCCCGCGUGGUGGACUCGACCUCAGAGCUGGUCAGCGUGGAGCAGACACUGCUGAGUCCCCUGCAGCAGGAGCGGCCCUUCCCCAUCCACCUGAAGGACAGUGUUGAAUUUAGAAAUAUCUGCAGUCAUUUGGCUCUACAAAUCGAAGGACAGCAAUUUGACAGAGAUUUGAAUGCUGCCCAUCAGUGUUUGAAGACAAUAGUCAAGAAGCUGAUUCAGUCACUUGCUAAUCUUCCUUCAGAUGCCCACGUGGUAGCCUGCGCUUCUUUGAGACAGAUUUUACAGAAUCUGCCAGACAUAUGAGUUCAAGUAAACCUGAAAUAAAAUAAUUAGCCUAUUGAGACUGGGUACUAUUCUAUUCCAACUGAAUCUACAUAAGAUAAAGGUUUUUACUCCCAGUCUGGAGAUGUGAUAGCAUAGAGAACUGUCUAACCAGUGCCAUCUGUACCUUUCAGAAUUAGGACAUGUUGGUGACUUUUUAAAAGCAUUAUUUCCCAUUUUAAGAAUCUUGACAUAUUUGCUAACUUUUUAAUUAUGAUAUAUUCUACUUGUAGAGCUGAUUGUAUUAUAUCAUAAUUAUAUUUAUUCAUAUUAAUAUUUAUUUGAUUGAAUCUAUAUUCAUAGUAAUGUCAGCCUGUAAGAUUUAGUUUAGCAAUUUAUAUGAAUAAAGCUCAUGAUUCUU
Molecule: messenger RNA, 1277 nt
Organism: Suncus etruscus (white-toothed pygmy shrew)
Lineage: Eukaryota; Metazoa; Chordata; Mammalia; Eulipotyphla; Soricidae
Gene: DLEU7
Product: deleted in lymphocytic leukemia 7
Exons: 2
Coding region: 236-898 (220 amino acids)
Source: RefSeq, a predicted model, not a curated record